Messenger RNA from Colletotrichum navitas, 1380 nucleotides. RefSeq lists its product as uncharacterized. The record is from RefSeq and is a predicted model, not a curated record. NCBI's taxonomy places the organism in Eukaryota, Fungi, Ascomycota, Sordariomycetes, Glomerellales, Glomerellaceae. The transcript has a single exon. The coding region runs from base 69 to 1313 and encodes 414 amino acids.
CCAACAGCAGCGGCGGCGACGGCGGCGGCGGCAGCGACACAAGCGGCUUGCUGGGAGCAUCUGCCUUGAUGCAUAUGGCGAGGUACGCGAGAUGGGCCAUCUACAAGGCUGCAUGGAAGCUUUGCAAGGCCUUGUGCAUCUUCAUCCCGGUGAUGCUUGGCGUGGCGCUGGUCCAUGUGGAAACAGGCGAGUGGCUCGGGCCGCGAUACAAUAGGGCCGUCGGAGUUGCGGCGGGAUGGGUGGGCGCAGUCGUGGGCGGCGUCUUCUCUUCUUGGACUCCCCCCUCGCCCGAGGGGGGAAGCUGGCAUCUGCCUCUGGUACCGACAGAUUCAACGUCGUCGACAACAUCAGCACAUCACACCUUCAACAUGCCAGUGCCAUCAGAACUAGGUAUGGUGAUCCCAAAGUCGGUGCACCGUGAUCUGGAAGAUCUCUACGAGACUCUCGGCGGCGGCAGUGGUAGCAAGGAACACAGUGGCGGCGGCAUGCUGAAGCACAGCCGGGAGACGCUGCAGGCAGCAGACGAGUUGGAUGACCACGCCAUGGCGUAUUACGACCUGACUCGGCGGCAGGUCGAGAGAACCAAGGACAAACUCCAGACGCUCCGGGGGCGAGGCUCCAUGUACAGCGGAGUGCGGGAAAGCUGCAGGGCAGAGCCGCCGGCGGUGUGGCGGGCUUUGUUAAUGUGGUGGAGAGGCGCUCGGGUAGCAGCAACUCGGAGUGAUGUCAUGGUCAUCAAACUGAACGAAUUGCGGGAGCUGCUGCACAGACGGAGGCAAGAUAUGGGCGCGGCAAGGCACCACCCAAGCGGCGGUGGUUUAGAUCGGCUGAGUAGGGUGGUGGAGGGUUCAUGCCACUACGCCAAGGCGGCGAGGGAGUACGUCGGACUGCAAAUAGGGUCGGGCGGGGUCGAGGAGAGAAUCGAGGAGGGGUCUGAGAGUAGGACGGGGAAGAGGACGGAGAGCGCGAGUGUGAGCAAGGUGUCUGAGGCAGCGACGGGGUUGCAGGCCGUGUGCGUUGCGACGCGGUGGUCCAAAGAGAGACACGAAGAGCUGGUGGGCCAGAUUCUGCACGAGGCCAAGCUUCUGGACAGGACCAUUAUCGACGUGAACCACCUCAGGGAUAAGGUGCGGCGAACGUACCCGUACGCGCGGGACGAAGCCGAGGUGGAGGUGGCAGGCAACGGCAAGGCGCGGGGGAGGUGGUGCGAGCAGGAGGAGGCGCUGGUGGCGGAGGUGGAGGCAGAGAUGGAGACGCUGAUUGCCAAGUACUUGAAGACUCUGCAGGGAUAUUUCGGGAGGGCGUACGAUUGAGGAGAAGGUCGGGAUGGGAUGAUGCUGAAUGUAUGUACGAAUACGUGGUGUUGUUGACGCGAAAUCG